This is a messenger RNA of Penaeus vannamei (Pacific white shrimp), 3579 nucleotides long. Lineage: Eukaryota; Metazoa; Arthropoda; Malacostraca; Decapoda; Penaeidae. The record is from RefSeq and is a predicted model, not a curated record.
CGAAGUUCCUGGUGGAGGGCGAGCCGGGGAUGGGCAAGACGCUGCUGGCCCUCAAGAUGGCGAUCGACUGGGCCAACGAGAAGAGCCUCCAGCAGAUCAAGUUCGUCUUCCUCAUCUUCCUGAGAGACUUCAAGGGCAGCCUCGAGCAGUACAUCAAGGAGGAGCUCUUGCCUUCGGGGUUCGAUGAGAAAUUCAAGAAGGUGUGGGAGUACUGCAAGAACAACGAGGAGCAGGUUCUGUUCAUCCUGGACGGCUACGACGAGCUCAACAAGAACGACGAGGGCGAGAUCCAGAACCUGCUUCGGUACCGCGACUUCCAGAAGAGCAAGGUGGUCGUGACUUCGCGGCCGGACGUCCUCAAGACCAUCUUCCAGCGGACGAUCGUCAAGGGCUUCAGCGAGGAGCAGAUGAUGGAGUUCAUCGGCAAGUACUUCCGGCUCUCGAACGAGGAGGAGUGCGGCCGGAUGCUGAAGCAGAUCAUCGAACGCGAUUACAAGUACCGGAAGCUGGCCAAGAGGCCCCUGUUCUGCGUGCUGCUCUGCAUGCUCUACGACUCCGAGAGGAGCGUCGCCAAGCUGCCCGAGAAGCUGUCCGACAUGAUGUUCAAGAUCAUGCUGUGCCUCAUCAAGUGGAACAACAACAAGGUGGGCGGCACCGACGGGAGCGCGGGCUCGGCCGACGGGAACAUCGAGGCGUUCCCGCCGGAAUACCAAGAGAAGUUCCUUAGUUUUGGCAAACUGUGCAUGGAGGCGCUCAAGACGGAUAAGACGCGCUUCAGUGAGAAGCAAAUAGAAAACUAUUCUCUCUUGGUGCCUUUAGGAUUUUUGUCGAGUGACAGUGAGAACCAUGUGUACGGACGCAAAAAGUUCUACAAACCCGUUCAUAAGAUAUUCCUCGAAUAUCUCGCCGGCCUGUACAUGGCCGACACCAUCGAGCGGGACCGACGCGAGCACAAGGAUUUCACGACCAUCUACCGUCACGAGCACGUCCUCAAGUUCAUGGUUGGGGUCCUCGGGAAGCGAGCCCACCUGGCGCUGGAGGGCAAGCGGCAGCAGGAUUUCCGACACAUGAAGGACCAGGAGAUCCUGAUGCUCCUCCGCGAGGCCGGGACGACGCCAGACAACUGCCGCGCGGUCGCCAGGCUGCUCGACCGCGACUACCACCGCGUCUACACCAGCGAGGUCGACUUCGAAGGCUGGAGUUCCAUUCUGGACCAGAAGUUCCACAUGCUCAAGAACCUGGAGCUGGUGUGGCGCAUCAAGAGCAACAACCCGGACCAGGAGAGCUCCUUCAACGAGGCGAGCCCGGAGCUCUACCGGCAGUUCUUCAGCGCCCUCAGGAGGAACAAGAGCAUCUCCAUGAUCAGGGUCCGGGCCACGCAGGACGGCGAGCCCUUCUCCGAGACCAAGAUCAAACUCUUCUUCUCACACUUCAAGGAAGCGCUCGAGAAGGAGAACCUGAAAGAACUCGAGAUAAAAGAACUGAAUAUGAAUGUUCUCAAUGGGAAGGUCUCGUCUAGUCUCGUGCAAGCAGUCGCGGAGGCAACCUGCAACUCGGGGAGGAAAGCCCUCGAAGCCCUGGAGGUGCUGCGGCUGGACAUGUUCCUCGACGACGACGCCCUCCACAACCUGUGCGACCGCCUGAGGAACGACUCGCCCAAACUCAAGGAACUGCAGCUGACCGGCCUCGUCCACGGGCGCCAGGGCUUCAAGUCUCUCGUGGAGCUGCUGAAGAAAAAUAAAAAUCUCCAUAAGUUGCAUUUGUCCAUGAACAGAGCUCAAUUGCAACACGACACGAGCGUCUUCAUGAGCAGAGAUUACACGCCGACGCACAUGAAGAUGGACUUAAUCCGGAUGUCAACUUAUGCGAACAGAAAGAGCCAAGACGCCUUUAACCAAACUGUCCAAGAAAGUCAAGAGGGAUGUACUCUUCCGGACCCAACCAAAGAACUGUGUUACCUCUUCAACGAUCCUCUCAAGACAGGCGUCAAGUUCGUUCACGGAGCCAAGGGUUUCUGUUUCGUCAGGGACCAAGAUGUCAGGCUUCCCCUCCCGCUGUGCAUGGGACGAGGUCAUCAGUCGAUAUUCCAUGACCUUUUCUCGGCCCUUCCGGAAACCAACGUGCAGAAGUUGACCCUGGCUGACCCCUGUCUCUACCUCACAAAAGCUGACCUCGUGUGUCUCGGAGACGCCAUCAGGAAGACGAAACACUUGAACAGCCUCAAUCUGCAAGGGUUAUACAAGGUUGAGUGCUACAUGCCCGUCCUGCUCGGCCUGGGUCAGUCCCCCUCGCUGACCACGGUGAAGCUCGACUCCCGGCACGUGGUCCUGUCCGACACGGCGUUCUUCCUGGCCUGCACGGCGCUCAGGAACAACACGACGCUGAAGACGCUCUCCCUGGCGCGCUGGGCUUUCAAUAUACAGGACAAGGCCCUGGCUGCACGGUACUUCACGGACCUGCUCAGCUCGUGGAAAGUCCAGGACCUGAACCUCGACCACUGUUCCAUCGACAUCGGCCAGUCCCUUCAGCCCGCGUUCCUCCCCCCGCCCAUUCUCAUUCCCGUGAUGGGUCCUGUGCAGAGCUGGUCCAGUAUCAACAUGUUGAGACUCGCUAACGUCAAGCUGAUGGAGCCUCUGGGCUUUCUUCGCAGUGGACACCUCCUGCUGCCUGUUCUGAGGAGCUGCCCGAAUUUAACUCAUCUUGACUUGUCAGUGUCUCAGGCUAACGCCACUUCCCUCGACGAUAAGACCACAUGCAAGUUCUUCCAGCUCUUAGGAACCUAUUUCAAAAAGCUGCAAGAGCUGUCUCUCGGAAGCUGGGAGUUCAAGUUCGAACACUACGAGGAGACGUGCAAAGCUGUCGGUCAGCACGUGCGUUCGUGCACCGAGUUAAAGAAACUAAAUCUUGACGAGGCCAGCGAAGUGAGGUCAGGCUUGUCCCCCUUGCCCUGCCGAAUGACCUUCCUUCACAACCUGGUGCACCACCUGCCUCGCCUCUCCGAACUCUCGCUCUGCAAGUACCGCAUCGACGAGAUGGAGCUCGAUCGCGACACGGCACAGCGCCUCGGCACCUGCUUCCACGACCACUGGAACACGACGACCAAGUUCGAGCUCAAGUUCUUCGGCUUGUAUCCCGAAGUGCAGGCGGUGCUGGAGAAGUCGCUGCGAAAGGUGAACUACUCGGUGGAAAUCAGUCAGGGUUCUCCGCUCAUCACUUUCACGGUCAAAAAGAAAGGUUUCUUCUCCCCUUGAAAGUUCCGGGCUGUAGUUUCCUACCGUUCCCAUUAGGAGUGCUCGGUUCCCGGACGUGACGAGUCGCCGGCGAGGGAAGGAUGCACUGCUACUGAGCAGGGUAGGAUACUGCCGCCCUUAAAAAUAAACCUUUGGGGGGACUGCACGGGGAGGCAGGAUGGAGGCGGAGCUCUUGCCGUUGGUGAAGAGGAAUGGCGGAUGAGAACAGGUUGUGGCAAACGCUUAUGCGCCUUUGAAUUAUUUUCCCAUUGUGUUUCCAAAUUCUCUCUCUCUCUCUCUCUCUCUCUCUCUCUUCUCUCUCUCUCUUCUCUCUCUCUCUCUCUCUCUC